CAUCACCAUCAGGAUGCCGUUGAAGACCUCACUGUACCGCAAGCCUUCCUCGGCUCGUUGGCCCCGGAGGGUGUCCAAGCGCCGGGACGUCCUUUCAGUUAACAUGAUCAGCCUUCCGCUGGGCGACUUCCGGCACCUGUCUCAUAUUGGCUCAGACGGCCAGGGCGACCGGUUUGGGGAUCUGUCCUUCCUCAAGCGGGGGCACAGCUUGCUGCUCCAGAGCUCCCAAAGCGAGCAGAACCUCUUCCUGGCCUGCUCGCCGCCGCCUCCGAAACCCCCGCGUCUCAACCUGGACGAGGCCGAGGGGCAGGAGAGCCCCGACUGGGUGGCCCGGCGACACGACACUGCGCAGAGGCGAAAGAAGUGCAGCUCCCUGCCGCUGCUCGACAGUGAGGAAGGGGAUAUGGUCGAGGAUGAAUACACUGAGUCCAAGAGGGCCAGCGCCAGCACAAGCACAGGGCACAGCAGCCUGGACUCAGGGAGAGACUACACCCAGACCUCUAUGGACAUUUCACAGCCAGACGAGAUCGACUCAGCAUUCUCCUUCAGCCUUGACCUUGGGCCCUCCAUACUGGAUGAUGUGCUUCAGGUGAUGGACAAGCAUCAUCAGUAAAGGCGUAGGGCCUGGACGGAACCCAUAACUAGAAUAUAAUAUAGACUUUUUAGAUUAACUCUAGCUGGGGCAUGUCAGACCUGCUGUGCAUUUUCCGAAAGUGCCGCUGAACAACUAACAUUGUUACAUCGCAAAACUCUCUCUCCACAGUUCCUACGGUGGUUACUCAAUGCUGCUUUUGGUAGACACAGUCCUGGACAGUUCCACUUGGGAUGGAGAAAAGACAAAAACUCUCAUCCCAAACCAAGAUACAGAUCUUUAUCAAGACCUUUUUGUAUCUAUUUCAUGGUGCUAUCUCUACUGGGAUGUUGCGGGCGAGGAAUAAAUGCUGACAAAGAGACCAUUGCACCCGUGCUGGGUUCUAGAGGCAUCAGCAGCACUUGCUCUCCCACAUAAUCUCGGAUCUCUGGACCUCCACCGGAACAGAACAGAGUGUGGAUAGAUGGAUAUCAGCCCUGAUGCGUAUCUUAAGCUCAUAUCUGCUGACACAGGCACACAUGCACACACACAUACACAUGAGCACAAACACACACACACACUCUCUCCCUCUCUCUCUCUCUCACACACACACACACACAUACACACUCACUCUCUCUCUUUCUCUCUCUCUCAUACGCACACACCUCCCAGCACCCACUCUUUCCCCAUCUGUGUGAAUGGGAGGUCAUCUGAAAGGCAGACAGCAAUAACAAAACGUAAACUCCUGCCAGUACUGUGCAAUUUACUAUUGAGUUUCUUCCUGGAAAUGUGGGAUUAGGCAAUAGCCAUUCAAAUAAUUCCCAACUAUGUGCCAAUAUUUUAAUCUGUGACCUUAUUUUACAUUUGGGGAGUGGGGUUUCUGUUAUAUUGAAGCGCCUGGGUAUUGGACAGUCAGGGUAUAUUUAUGAAGUGAAAGGCAAGGGUUAACAGAGUUUGAACACACAUCUUACAAGGGUUGUCCUUGAUAACAUGGAAGAAUAAAAGUUAAUAUUCUCCA
Molecule: messenger RNA, 1589 nt
Organism: Clupea harengus (Atlantic herring)
Lineage: Eukaryota; Metazoa; Chordata; Actinopteri; Clupeiformes; Clupeidae
Product: cdc42 effector protein 3
Exons: 1
Coding region: 14-613 (199 amino acids)
Biological process (GO): positive regulation of pseudopodium assembly; Rho protein signal transduction; regulation of cell shape
Cellular component (GO): cytoplasm; plasma membrane; cytoskeleton
Molecular function (GO): small GTPase binding
Source: RefSeq, a predicted model, not a curated record